GACAUCAGGCAACAGGUUGGGGUGCUCGCAUUUGACAGCCUGUUUCAGUGUAGUCAGGUACGUGAUUAAGGCCCACUUUUUCAUGGUGGAGUGCAAGUUUCUGUUGAUUGCCGUUCUCUGCGUCAGAUGAACACCGAAAUGUCUAAAAGAGGAGCACUGAUCGUGUUUGAAGGUUGUGACCGCUGUGGGAAGACCACACAGUGUAAAAAGCUUGUCGAGGUUUUGGAAAAUGAGAAGGAAGACGUUCAGUUCCUACCAUCUCCAGAUCGAAAGACUGUGAUUGGGAAGCUGAUCGAUGAAUAUUUAAAUGGCAAGUUAGAACUGGAUGAUCAUGUGAUUCACCUACUGUUCUCAGCCAAUCGGUGGGAGGCUGCCAAAAAGAUGAAGGAGCUGUUGCAAGGGGGGACAACUCUGAUAGUUGAUCGCUAUGCAUAUUCGGGUGUGGCAUACAGAGUCGCUAAGAAACGCAGAAUAGCAGAAUGGGAAAAACGCAUGCAGCGGCAAAGCACGACCUCUGCUGUACUGCAUGUUCACCAUGCCAUUCCUGUGUGUUCCAUACAUGUAUGUUUUUGGUGCUGGCAGGGUGGUUUGGCAGUGGACUGGUGUAAGCAGCCUGACGUAGGCCUUCCUAAACCUGACCUGGUGAUCUACCUGACACUUAGUCCGGAGAAGGCGGCUCGCAGAGAAGACUUCGGCCGUGAGAGGUUCGAGCAGAUAGAAUUUCAGAAGAAAGUGGCUGAAAGCUUUGAAAUUAUUCGGGAAAAAGACUGGAAGGUUAUAGACGCUGACAAGAAUAUAGAGGAUCUUCAUGCAGAAAUAAAAAGCUUGGUGAAGAAAACCAUGAAAGAUGUUCAGUGGGAAGACAUCAGAGCUUUGUGGACAUGAUAAAAGUACUGACUUUUUGUUGUUGAAACAGUGUUUUUAAAGACCAUGAACAAAGCAUUAUUAAGCACUUAAAAAGGUUAUUAUAUCCGGAGAGAUUUAUCAAAUUUCACUAUGCAAUUUAUCUGUUUACUUCUUUUUCACUUUUGUCCUAAUAAUAUUUAAGGUACUUAAAGUAGUUACAUGUUGAUAUACCCAUUUUUACCCAAGAAUCCUGUUUUUGUGUACUGGUAGCAUAGUCUUGAUUUUGAUAUGCCCAUUUUUGUCAUAAAAACUGUGAUAAGACAAGAUUGAAAAAUGUGAUAAGACAAGAUUAGAUUAUUAUGUUUUGUGAAAGAAUCCUGUUUUUGUGUAGCAUAGUCUUGAUUUUGAUAUGCCCAUUUUUGUCAUAAAAACUGUGAUAAGACAAGAUUGAAAAAUGUGAUAAGACAAGAUUAGAUUAUUAUGUUUUGUGAAAGAAUCCUGUUUUUGUGUAGCAUAGUCUUGAUUUUGAUAUGCCCAUUUUUGUCAUAAAAACUGUGAUAAGACAAGAUUGAAAAAUGUGAUAAGACAAGAUUAGAUUAUUAUGUUUUGUGAAAGAAUCCUGUUUUUGUGUAGCAUAAUCUUGAUUUUGAUAUGCCCAUUUUUGUCAUAAAAACUGUGAUAAGACAAGAUUGAAGAAUGUGAUAAGACAAGAUUAGAUUAUGUUUUGUGAAAGAAUCCUGUUUUUGUGUAGCAUAGUCUUGAUUUUGAUAUGCCCAUUUUUGUCAUAAAAACUGUGAUAAGACAAGAUUGAAAAAAGUGAUGAGACAAGAUUAGAUUAUGUUUUGUGAAAGUAUCCAGUUUUUGUGUAGCAUAGUCUUGAUUUUGAUAUGCCCAUUUUUGUCAUAAAAACUGUGAUAAGACAAGAUUGAAAAAUGUGAUUAGACAAGAUUAGAUCAUUAUGUAUUAUGAAAGUAUCCUGUUUUUAUGUAGCAUAGUCUUGAUUUUUUACCUGUGCAUAAAACACUAAUCUUUUUGUAUAAAAAGAAGACAAUUUUUGUUGACAUGGCUUGGUAAUACUUUAAAUCAACUUUUAAUUUGGAAUUUUUAUGUGGCCAUGGGAUGAACCUCAAUACUGUCAUCACUGCUACUGUACACUUUUAAAUCUGUAUGACAACUCAUUAAAAGAAAAGGCUUUUUUUAGUGUGAAAAAGGGCAAAAAAGGAAUCCAUUGAUGUCACAUCAGAAUUAGGUGUGUUCACGGAUAGAGUAGCUGUUUUAAAUCUAUACAUGUAAAGCAUACAUUUUAUCGACGUUAAUUCUUUUAAACAUCAUGAAAAUCCCCUUCAUGUAUUGUCACAAAGCACUUGAGAUGCCUUAUUUGACUCAUUCAGGCCAAACCAAGCUUAAUUGUUGUUUAAUAGGCAGAAUACUAAAAUCUUAUUUUCAAUGUUUGAUUUUUUUUUUUUUUUUUUUUGAUUGGUGUUUUACGCCGUACUCAAGAAUAUUUUACUUAUACGACGGCGGCCAGCAUUAUGGUGGGUGGAAACCGGGCACAGCCCGGGGGAAACCCACCACCAUCCACAGGUUGCUGGCAGACCUUCCCACUUACGGCCGGAGAGGAAGCCAGCAUGAGCUGGACUUGAACUCACAGCGACCGCAUUGGUGAGAGGCUCCUGAGUCAUUACGCUGCGCUAGCGCGCUAACCGACUGAGCCACGGGGCCCCUCAAUGUUUGAAGAUGGUGUAAAAAUAAAUACUUGAAAAUCAUCUGAUUGGUGGAAAAUGUGGAUUGUCCUGGCAGUUUUCCUGUUAAACACAUGUAUGUGCUUGGAAAGCCUAGAAGAACAGGAAUAUCGCAAAAACAUGGGGAUCAUAAAAAAAAUGGAAAGGUAGAAUUUCAGUUUUAUGCGUAUAUUCUGUUUCUGGAUUUUUAGGAAUCAGCUCCUCAGAAAACACAAAUUAUAAUUGGUGUCACCUUACAUAGAGGCUACAACAUUCCAAAUAAGAUACACAUUCUCUAUUUACACAAACUACUUGUAUUAGAAUAUGUUUUGUACAUAGUAUAUAUAUAUAUUCUAAUAACUCUGUGAUAGGAGAUUUGUGAUGUAUUUAUAGCCCAUAUUCUGAAUUAUUCUCUGUCAACCCAAAGUCUUUGGAUAAAAAAUCAUGAAGAAAACUCGA
Molecule: messenger RNA, 3026 nt
Organism: Liolophura sinensis
Lineage: Eukaryota; Metazoa; Mollusca; Polyplacophora; Chitonida; Chitonidae
Product: thymidylate kinase-like
Exons: 6
Coding region: 127-885 (252 amino acids)
Biological process (GO): dUDP biosynthetic process; dTTP biosynthetic process; dTDP biosynthetic process
Cellular component (GO): cytoplasm; mitochondrion; cytosol
Molecular function (GO): ATP binding; dTMP kinase activity; nucleoside diphosphate kinase activity
Source: RefSeq, a predicted model, not a curated record